AUGGAUCCCCCGUAUACCACCCCUUCGACCACUCCCACGACAAGAACGACUGAGCCCGUUACUACGACCGCCACCACAACAGAGCCCGCUACAAACAUCACCACAACUACGAUAGAACCUCCCACGACCAUUAUAUCUCCCACGUCCACAACUACAACCGAACCGCCACCAACAACAACUAUUACCACAACCGAGCCGCCGCCGCCAACAACCACCACAACUGAACCUCCACCAACAACCACUCGUACCCACACUACCCGCACUCGAACCACCACCAACCCUACCACUUCCUCAUACACUACAACAACCACCAACUCAGACCCCAUCAACCCCACCACUUCUUCCUCGACAACAACCAGCGAUACAAUCGUGUCCCCAACCCUGCCCCCUAGCAACGAGACUGGCGGCGGCGGGAUCUCAAGCGGGGCGAUCAUCGGAAUUGUACUUGCCGCCCUCCUGGCUUUGAUUGCGGCUUUGAUCAGCGCCUUUCUGAUUAAACGCCGACGCAGGCGCCGAUUCAACCAGACCAGCGAUACGCUCUUCAACCCCGUCAACAAUAAUGCCACCCUCGCCAUGCAGGAGAACCAAAAUUACCAUCCGGCGACUUCUCCUAGGAAAGAUUAUCCUAGUGGUGGUGGGGGUGGGGGUGGAUUGAGGGGUCGUGAGUCUGUCGAGCCGCUGAAUGCCCAGGCGGCCGGUAUUACCAUGCUUGGUAACAACACCAACAACAGGGUCAGUAUUGGAGGAAGUGAUAACUCGGGAUCUUCAGGGCUCCAACAAGACAGUUUGUAUCCUUUUGAGGCCGACCCCGCCAGGUACUACCACAGCGGUACUGGUGUCAACUACGGAGCUCCGACCGAGCCCACUUACUCCCAAUACGGCGGAUGGAACGACCCUGCCUCAUCCUCCGAGUACAACAUGAUGUCCGAUGUUCUUCCCACAGGCGAGUACCAUACCGACCCUGCAGAGGCAGAGGCCUAUGCGCAAUACGAGCAGGAGCAACGAGACAUGUACCUCCACCAAUUAAUGAUGAUGCAGCAGCACGGGCAAGACCAAGGAGAGUAUUAUGACCCACAGACCUCUUCCGAUUACUACUCUUCGUCCGUCUACCCACAGCCUCCUACUUUGAUGGCCCACCCAUCUCAGCUACAGCACCAGUCUCAUCAUCCCCAGUAUGACGAAGACAGGGCGGCUCCUGUGCCUAUGGCCUCGGGUUCUGUAAUGUCGACGCCACUUAUCGCUGCGACCGCCAUGGCCCCCGCCCUUCUCCCGACCCCCACGUCCCCUACCUCUGCAUCCGUCACUUUCCCUGGAACUCAGUCAACCUCGACCGCGACCGCAUCAACCCCAUCCUCCGCAAUCCAUUCCCCCAGUUUAGAACCCCAGUCCGUCCGGCGAUAUUACGAUCUGACCGAGAACGAUGUCGCCUACAACUCCAAGUCUGAGCCUUGGGCAUCACCAAAGCGAAACCCACAAGUCUUGUUCAAUCCUGCUACUGCUGCUUCGUCUUCGUCAGCAGGAGGAGCAAGGACGAGGGAGGCUGCAGCGAGCGAUCAAUCCGAGGUCUUUGUUUCUGGAGACAGCCCCUAUGCGAGCGACGCCAUGACACACCCCAUGUAA
Messenger RNA from Linnemannia hyalina, 1620 nucleotides. Lineage: Eukaryota; Fungi; Mortierellomycota; Mortierellomycetes; Mortierellales; Mortierellaceae. The record is from the annotation of a GenBank genome assembly.